Messenger RNA from Sorex fumeus (smoky shrew), 1436 nucleotides. It is a transcript of the gene NMT2, whose product is annotated as N-myristoyltransferase 2. Gene Ontology annotation, biological process: N-terminal peptidyl-glycine N-myristoylation. The record is from RefSeq and is a predicted model, not a curated record. Gene Ontology annotation, molecular function: glycylpeptide N-tetradecanoyltransferase activity. Lineage: Eukaryota; Metazoa; Chordata; Mammalia; Eulipotyphla; Soricidae. Gene Ontology annotation, cellular component: cytoplasm. The transcript is spliced from 11 exons.
UCGCGCCGCCGCCGCCGCCGCCGCCGCCGCCGCCGCGCCGGCCCCCCACGCCCGCGGCGCCCAGCGCCGCCCCCCGAGCUGGCGCCGCCGCGAUGGCGGAGGACAGCGAGUCGGCGGCCAGCCAGCAGAGCCUGGAGCUGGACGACCAGGACACGUGCGGCAUAGACGGGGACAAUGAGGAGGAGGCCGAGCACAGCCGCGGAAGUCCCUGCGGUGAUUUGGGUGCCAAAAAGAAAAAGAAGAAACAGAAGAGGAAAAAGGAGAAGCCGAGUUCCGGAGGCACCAAGUCCGACUCGGCAUCCGAUUCCCAGGAGAUCAGAAUCCAGCCGCCCUCCAAAAAUCCCGCCGUCCCCCGGCAGAAGCCUCAGGACUCCCCGAGAGCAAUGGGGCUGCUGCCCGCGUGCCCGAGCCCCGCCAGGAACAUCGAUGAGGCGGCCUGGCAUGGAGACCAGUUCUGGCACACGCAGCCGGCUCCCACGCUGAGUGAGCUCAUCGCCUGCCGUGGGACCAUCGAGGCUGACAGGGACAGCGUGCGCCAGGGGCCCUCCUUGCCGCAGGGGCUCACGGACACCCCGGAUCUGGGAGACGCCAACAUGCUCAGGGCGCUGUACAGACUGCUCAGCGGGAAACACGCGGCGGCCGAGGAUUGCCCGAUUCGCUUUGACUGCUCGCCCCAGUUCCUGCUCAGGUGAGCCUGGCCCGCGGGCAGGGUGAGGGGGGCGCCCGUUGGCUGACCCCUCCAGGGGCCCUGUGGGGGUUGCAUGACUUCCAGCAAAAAGCUGGUGGGCUUCAUGGGUGCCCACCUGGCCCACGUUGGCACCUGUGGCAGUGUGAAGAGGGUGGUGGAGAGCAACUUCCUCUGCGCUCGUCAGAAACUGACACGCAGAUGGGUCAUCCCAGUCAGGAUUCGAGAAAUCACCAGAGGAGGGAAGCUGGAAGGGAUCCUUCAGGCCAUCUGUGCCGCUGGAGUGGUUCUCCCGAAGCCCAUGGCCACACUCAGAUGCUGGCACCACUCCCUGAACCCCAGGGAACUGGUGGAAGUGCGAUUUUCCCACGUGAGCAGAAAUACGACUUUGCAGAGAGCGCUGAAGCCUUGCAGGCUUCCAGCUAGCACCAGUGGCAAAUUGACAGACUUCCUGAGCUUCUACAUGCUCCCCUUGAUGACGGUCCUGCGCCACCUGGCCCCCAGGAGCCUCCAGGUGGCCUGUUCCUUCAUCAUCCACACGGAGACGUCCCUGCUGGCCUUCGUGAGCCACACACUCAGCAUUGCCAAGUCGAAAGGAGUUGAUGUGUUCAGCACGCUAGACUUGAUGGAAGAUAAGACUUUCUUGGAGAAACUGAAGUUUGGUAUUGGAGAUGGCAGUUUACAGUAUGACUUGUACAACUGGGGGUGUCCAGGAACUGAGUCGGGAAAGGUCGGACUUGUGUUACAGUAG